GUGUGUCCACGGCCUACGUUUGUUUGUUUGACAAGUUUCUACGUGUGUGUGUGCGUUUGCAGUGAUAUUUAUUUACAAAAUUUGUUUUAAAUGACAUUUCUUGGUAAAAAGAAUGGGGUACUGCUAGCCGCGUGAUAUUUGGCUAAAAAACGGAGGGUAGCGUUGAACCUUUUCCUGGAGUAGGCACUGGUUUGAUGGGUUUUCGAUUGUUUGGUUGCUAGCAACCAUGGGACGUCAGGAGAUGUCGGGUAUUAGUCGUAAAUUUCACAUCGGAUGGUAAGGCUAACGAUUUCACUGGCGCAGGAAGAAGUGCGAUAAGCUAUCGAAGUUUUGAAGACGACGGAACACUCUGAUAAAAGCGGAUCGUCGAAAUGGAACGAUUAGGUAUUCGAUGUUGUGGGGUAGGCGUAGCAAUCCCGCUAUCCGAGACGGAACCAUCCGAUCUAACGGUGCACGAUGCCGUUUAUGGUACGUUUCAUUUACCAUCGUAUGUACGAACGGUCGUGAAUACGGUAGAGUUUAAGCGUUUGAAGCAUUUGAAGCAGUUAGGCGUAUCGAAUGCAGUUUUUCAAACGGCUUUACACACAAGAUACGAUCACUCGCUGGGAGCAUGUUACCUUGCCGGAAGAUUGCUGAACGAAGUGAAUAAGACACUGGACAAACCAAUCACCGAGGACGAAAGGAAGUGUGUUUUGUUGGCUGCCGUUUUGCACGAUUUAGGCCAUGGACCUUUUUCUCAUUUGUGGGAAAAGUUUGUCGAAGUAUAUGGAGUUCCUUGGCGGCAUGAACGGUCGUCUGUAGAGCUUGCGAGAAGUGUACUGAACCGCAUGGAAGAUGUAUCGGAAAAGCAGAUCAAUUUGAUAUGCGCUCUGAUAGGAGGUGAGGCGUCCGUACUUUUGGACGCGGAUAGACAGUUUAUGACGCAAAUCGUUAGCAGUGAUGUGGAUGUGGAUCGUUGUGACUACCUGCAACGUGACGCUCAUAGUGUGCCGGGUAUCAUUAAACCUUCCCGGCCGUUCCGGCGAAUGUUUGAUCGAGUACGAGUCGCCACCGUGCAGGGGAAAGCACAGCUUGCGUAUCAUUGGGAAGACUAUCCACUGGUGUACGAAAUGGCAUGUGCCCGACAAAUGUUUCAUUGUCGUUGCUACCAAGACCCGAAAGUGUUGGGCGCAGAGCUAAUGAUGCUGGAUGUGAUGCAUGAAGCCGAACGGGCGGGUUUUCGAUUCUCGCGAGAGGGACAAAGCGAGCAACUUUCAAAAAUACAUGGCAAACCCGAUCUAUUUAAGUAUUUAGACGAUGAUAUUAUUGCAGAGCUGGCUUGUAGUAACCUACCGCAGCUCGAAAGAGCCAAAGCAAUAAUAAAUCGUUUGCAGAACAAAGAUCUGUACCAAGAAAUAAUGCGUUUUUCAGUCGAUAUGGGCAAACAGGUACAAAAAUUCAAUGCCCAACAGGGAGAACCCGUUGCAGUACAAGCGGUACGGUGUGUAAAAUCUGCGCAACAAUGGUUUUCUAGCUUUAACGUUACCUUCUACAAGCCCGAUACCGAUGGUGGUAUCGAGGUUGUUUCCCUUGAGGAAGCACGGGACCUGAACCAAACCGUUUCAUGUGAGUCGAUUGAUGAGAUUAAGGAGUACAUCAUCUACUGUACCAGUGUCGAUCCGGAAGUACAAAGAAAUGCUAGGCAGCACUUUACCCGUCUACUAAAUGGAACGACAAUCGGAAGCUAGUCGUCGUUUUUUGUUUGUUUGUUUGUUUAUGUAUGGGAUUCACGUAAAACGUUAAAUUUAUUUUUUUCUUCUCAUUUCUCACUUUUUCAAAGAGGCUUUUACUGUGUUUCCCUAGCAGUAAGUUACGAUAGAGAACGCCCCACAAGUUAUUUAGCGUUCAUAUUUUAGCACCAGUGUGAAUUUAGAUUAAAAGAAGAAUUAUAUUGAA
Molecule: messenger RNA, 1935 nt
Organism: Anopheles funestus (African malaria mosquito)
Lineage: Eukaryota; Metazoa; Arthropoda; Insecta; Diptera; Culicidae
Gene: fal
Product: deoxynucleoside triphosphate triphosphohydrolase SAMHD1
Exons: 6
Coding region: 372-1727 (451 amino acids)
Biological process (GO): dGTP catabolic process
Cellular component (GO): nucleus
Molecular function (GO): dGTPase activity
Source: RefSeq, a predicted model, not a curated record